Messenger RNA from Seminavis robusta, 846 nucleotides. The record is from the annotation of a GenBank genome assembly. Lineage: Eukaryota; Bacillariophyta; Bacillariophyceae; Naviculales; Naviculaceae.
AUGAUUCAGCAAUUGGUAGCCUUGUUGAUUGUGGUAGGUUCCGCUGGAGCCUUUACCACCACCGGUAUGCACCGGUUGUCCCGCGGUGCUGUUCCGAUCUCCACCACCACAAGUUUGAAUGCUGAACUGGAGGCAAUUCUGUGGGACAUGGAUGGUGUGUUGGCCGACACGGAACGAGACGGACACAGGCCAGCCUUCAACCAAGCCUUUGAGGAAAACAAGUUGGAUUGUGUGUGGGAUGUGGAACGGUAUGGAGUCCUCCUGGAAGUUGGAGGUGGGAAGGAACGCAUGACAGCUCACUGGAAUGAAGUAGGAUGGCCGGAUGCCAUGCCAGAGGACGAUGAAAAACGACAAGAAAAGGUCAAAGAAUUGCAUCUCCGCAAAACUGACAUUUUUAUGGAUCUGAUUGAUCAAAAAGUGAUUCCCCUUCGACCAGGAGUGCUUCGAAUCAUUGAUGACGCUAUUGCCGCAGGGAUCAGACUAGCGGUGUGUUCCACGAGCAACGAAAAAGCAGUGAGAAACCUAGUCAAUACACUCAUGGGUCCGGAACGAGCUUCGAAGUUUCAAAUCUUUGCCGGAGACAUGGUGAAGAAAAAGAAGCCAGCACCGGAUGUAUACAACAUGGCAGUGGAGACCAUGGGACUCGACAAAGCCAAAUGUGUCAUUGUGGAAGACAGUGGUAUUGGAUGGGGGGCUGCCAAAGCUGCUGAAAUCAGUUGCAUUGUGACCAAAUCAUCCUAUACGGCAAACGAAGACUUUACAGGAGCCAACAUGAUUGUAGAGGAGCUCGGUGAUGAUCCAAGUUCGGGAGUCACGUUGGAAACUCUGGCGUCAUUGUUGAAAUAG